AACUCUGUUUUUUCAGCUCAAUAGUCUCCUCCCAUGGCAGAGUCCCGGAAAGUAGCAGUAAUCGGAGCCGGCGCAUCGGGUCUUGUGACGUCGCGUGAGCUACAAAGAGAAGGUCACAGAGUUGUUGUAUUCGAGAAAUCAAACCAACUGGGUGGUCUAUGGGUUUACAAUCCUCGAGUUGAGACCGAUCUACUCAGUCUCGAUCCAAACAGAGAAAUUGUUCAUAGCAGUCUUUACAAAUCUCUUCGAACAAAUCUUCCUCGACAACUUAUGAGUUUCAGCGAUUACUCUUUCGAUUGUGCAGAAAUUGGGAACCGAUUGAACUUUCCUGAGCACGAAGAAGUAUUGAAGUUUUUGAAUGAGUUCGCUAACGAUUUUGGGAUCAAUGAGUUGAUCAGAUUCAACACGGAGGUAGUACGAGUUGCGUCGGUUGAAUUUGGGGGAAAUCGUUGGGUUGUUGAGUCAAAAUCGGAGGAGUUAAGUUCAGAAGAGGUGUUUGAUUCUGUAGUGAUUUGUAAUGGUCACUAUACAACACCCAGAGUUGCAAAUAUUCCAGGUAUACACAACUGGCCUGGAAAACAAAUACAUAGCCACAAUUAUCGAGUUCCUGAGCCAUUUAAGGAUCAGAUUGUAGUAGUAAUUGGAGAUGGACCAAGUGGACUUGAUAUUUGCCGAGACAUAGCGACUGUAGCCAAGCAAGUUCAUCUGUCAACAAGAUCUUCUGAAAUUGAAGUUUCGAAAUUGGACAAUUAUGAAAAUCUAUGGAACCAUUCAAAGAUUGAUCAUGUUGAUGAAAGUGGUGAAGUGACUUUCUUGGAUGGAUCUUCUAUUCACGCUGAUAUCAUUCUCCAUUGCACAGGAUACAAAUAUGAUUUCCCAUUUCUUGAAACCAACGGAAUAGUAAGUGUAAAUGACGAGGGCCGUGUUGUUGGACCACUAUACAAGCAUGUCUUUCCUCCAAUGCUUUCUCCCUGCCUCUCCUUUGUUAGUAUACCUUAUCAGGGAAUAGUCUUUCUAAUGUUUGAAUUACAAGCCAAAUGGAUUGCACAAGUUUUGUCUGGAAAGGUGUUUUUAUCUGAAGAGGAGAUGUUAGCUGAUGUUGAGGAUCAUAAUAGGCAACUUGAGGAAGCCGGCACCCCAAAACGUCACACUCAUCGCCUUCACCCUCAGAUGGAGUACAUGGACUGGAUAGCAGCUCAAAUGGGAAUACCAUCAGUUGACGCCGGCCUAAAGGAAAUGUAUUGGAGUAUUUACAGAUGUGCUGGUGAAGUAGGGUAUGCUAACUAUAGGGAUUUGUGGGUCUUUGACAAUUUGGCUAAAUACUCUUUGUAGUUAUAAAAAAUUAGUGUUUUUUUAUACGUAAUAUUAUUUCUAUUCAUUUUCUGUUUUAUAACAUUCAUUAUAUAAUUAUUCCAAACAUUAAUAAUAAUAAUACUAUAUCACAAACCUUCUCUCUACCUCCACGAGGUAGUGAUAAGGCCUGCAUACACUUUACCC
Solanum stenotomum is the source of this 1497-nucleotide messenger RNA. Its product is annotated as flavin-containing monooxygenase FMO GS-OX-like 2. The record is from RefSeq and is a predicted model, not a curated record. The transcript has 7 exons. The coding region runs from base 34 to 1332 and encodes 432 amino acids. Gene Ontology annotation, molecular function: NADP binding; flavin adenine dinucleotide binding; N,N-dimethylaniline monooxygenase activity. Lineage: Eukaryota; Viridiplantae; Streptophyta; Magnoliopsida; Solanales; Solanaceae.